This is a messenger RNA of Naegleria fowleri, 717 nucleotides long. RefSeq lists its product as uncharacterized. Bases 1 to 717 code for a protein of 238 amino acids. NCBI's taxonomy places the organism in Eukaryota, Heterolobosea, Eutetramitea, Acrasida, Naegleriidae. The transcript has a single exon. The record is from RefSeq and is a predicted model, not a curated record.
AUGUCUACAAACAAGCUCGAGGAAGAAAUGAUUAAUGAGAGUGUUGAGAUUUUGGAUGUUGAUCAUUCACGAAAGCAUGUAUUGAUUCGAUUGAAGAAUGAUAUGAGUGAUAUUUUCUCGACAAAAGGGUCACAACAAAAUUCAACAACACACAACAAAGAUCAAGAACAGCAUCAACACGAGACAAUAUUACUGAUGGGUAAAAUUGACCAUUCAAAUCAUGCAUUUUUAUUUAAUGUCACAGAGAUGGCAAAAAGGAUCCAUGAUGAGAAAAAAUCACAUUUCAGAAAAAUUGAAAAUAUUUAUGAAUUGUGUAUUCCACCAACUUUAAAAAAAAGAUGUUGCAGAGUGGACAAAGAUGGAAAAAAGGAAAUGCAAGAUUCAGUCACAAAAGUUGGAAUCCGAAGAGUUUUAAUUGGAUGCUUCUUCUCAAGCUUGACCACAAAAAAGAUCCAUAUUUAUGGCACAGCAAGGGGAAAGAAAGACAACAUCUAUGGAUAUUAUGACCAUCUCAGUCCAACGUUUAUUUGUACACCAAACUAUGAUAUGCUUCGUGGUAUGUUUAUUAGCGCUUCAGGUAGAAAUGGACAAAGAUAUUCUGGCGUUAUUGAUUGUGGAUAUUACAAUAUUGAGUUAAAAAGUUGGAAUUUUGCAUUACUCAAUUUGGACGUACUUGGAUCAUUUACGAGUAAUUUUAUGCAUGACAUUAUGUGCUGA